Messenger RNA from Aspergillus sclerotioniger CBS 115572, 1220 nucleotides. Its product is annotated as GPI anchored serine-threonine rich protein. The record is from RefSeq and is a predicted model, not a curated record. NCBI's taxonomy places the organism in Eukaryota, Fungi, Ascomycota, Eurotiomycetes, Eurotiales, Aspergillaceae. The coding region runs from base 344 to 1084 and encodes 246 amino acids. The transcript has 3 exons.
AAUAAUUUCCUUUGACCCACCGGAAAUGAGCCGCAGAUUCGGCGAUACUGGCUGACAGCCAUCCCCUCCAUAGGGGGAAAUUGGGGGCUGUGAAUGGCCUUGUCCCACGCCUGUCGCGUUCAUCUUAUACUUGAAUGUCUCUCCCCCUCCUCCUCCUCCUCCUCCUCCUUCUCUUCUUCCCUUCCUUCUCACGAUCUGACGUUUUCGCCAUCGUUGUCGUUCCUUUCCCACGGUAGUCACUCCUUUGCACUACAUAGUCACUCCUUGAUUCAAACCCUCCAACUCCCCAAGACCUUACUGUCACUCUUUAUUCUCCACAAAAUACGAAGAUAAAUCGAAAAAAAUGCGUUUCUUCACUACUGCCCUCGUCUCCGCCCUUGCGGCCCUGGCCUCUGCCUACACCACCCCCAACUACUCGGAGGACCCCUCCGGCAAUGCCAUCUACACUCCCAGCUUGAACGAGAUCGUUGCUGCUGGCUCGCCUUUUGAGAUCACCUGGGACCCCACCACCACCGGUACCGUGUCUCUGGUCCUUCUGCGCGGUCCCAGCACCGACUGCGUGCCCAUCCAGACCAUUGUUGAAGACAUUGACAACACUGGCAAAUACUCCUGGACCCCCAGCACCACCCUUGAGCCUGACACCUCCCGCUACGGUAUCCUUCUCGUUGUUGAGGGCACUGGCCAGUACCAGUACUCCACCCAGUUCGGCAUCUCGAACGCUUACUACUCCUCUUCUUCCUCUGUUGCCGCUGCUACUACCACCACUGCCGCCGCCGUGAGCACCGUUUCCUCUGCCACCCAGGUUGUCGUCACCCAGGCCACCACCGUCUCCGCCGAGACUGUUACCGCCGAUGUUAAGCCUACCGUCACCUCCGUCCCUGUGAUCGGUGGCACCAAGCCUACCAGCUUGGUUGCUGCUCCCUCUGGCCUCUCUUCCAGCCUCGUCGCCAGCUCCGCUGCUGCUUCUGGCACUCCUGCUGCCAGCAGCUCCUCCGUCACCCCCCUCUACACCGGCGCUGCCGACCGCAACGCCAUCAGCUUCGGUGCCGUCGCCGCUGGUGUCGUUGCCGUCCUUGCUUUCUAAGUGAGCAGCCAACCGGCGCAUUGGUGAAGGAAGUUGUAUCUAGCUGAGACUGUUUAUCAGUAUACCCAAUAGUUAAUGAUCAAGGGAUAACAUUGAACCAACCUUGCGCCGAUCCUCCACUAACGUUUCACCUAAA